Molecule: messenger RNA, 160 nt
Organism: Entrophospora candida
Lineage: Eukaryota; Fungi; Glomeromycota; Glomeromycetes; Entrophosporales; Entrophosporaceae
Source: the annotation of a GenBank genome assembly
UGAUGGAUUUAUUAGAAGAUUUGAGAAUAAUUGGGUUCUUACCGGAGGAUAUUUAAUAUUUGCAACUGUGAUGUUUCUUUCAAAUCUUAUCUCAGUAACGUCACUUAAUGCUGCCGGAAUUUUUUUAUUUUUUGCUGGAACAUGCUACGGUAAGAUAUGA